UCGUAGCCAGCUUUUUCAACCUGCACAUACACUUAUAUUAAUUUCGAAUAAAAAUGCGUGCCAAUAAGCAACAGCCGGUAUAUGAUUGCAUCCAUGAGGACGCCAAGCUCCUCGCGUUGGAGGGCAUGCCCCGAGAGUUGGACACCUUCUGGCGUACCGAUUCGCAGCUGCCACGUUCCCAGUUGAGCGGACACAGGAUGUACCGUUUGAGCUCGUUAAACAAGUCGUCGGCGUUUUCGCAUCGGGAGCGACAACUGCUGAGCAUACACGGAUUUAUGCCAGCCGCCGUGUUCACUGUGAAGCAGCAACUGGAGGCUUGCACGCAACAUUUUGCCACGUUGACCUCGAAUUAUCAGAAGUAUAUAUUUUUAACGGAAUUGGAGGCAUUUAAUCGCAAGCUGUUUUUUAAUCUAUUGAUAAGCGAUCCAGAAACCUUUAUGUCGGUGUUCAAGAGCUCGGAGUUUUAUUUUUCGGUUAAGAAUUUUGGCAUCCUCCACACAAAUACCCGGGGCAUGUAUGUUACCAUCAAGGAUCGUGGCCACAUCUACGAAGUGCUGCGCAAUUGGCCGCGACGCUACGAUGUGCGCUAUUUGGUUGUGACUAAUGGCGAUUCCGUCUUGAGUAUGGGCGACUAUGGGGUUAAUGCAGCUCCCGUCGUAUUUUUCAAAUUGUACCAAAACGUUGCUUACGGCGGCGUUAAUCCUGAUAGCUGCCUGCCCGUAAUGUUAGACGUUGGUACUAACAACGAGGAACUGCUGCGGGAUCCACUGUAUUUGGGCUUGCCCCAACGUCGCGUCACGGGAGCUGAGUACGAGGCCUUCUUCGAGGAGUUCACUGUGGCCGUCUUGCGGCUCUUUGGACCACGUGCAAUCAUCCAAACGAAGAACUUUGGCGCGUUAGACUCCAUCAAACAGCUGGAGCGCUAUCGUAAGCGGCAAUGCUUCAUGGAUGUCAGUCUUCAGGUCCUGGGCGCCUGCGGGCUGGCCGGCCUGCUGGCCGCCAACAAAAUUAGUGAGCGCACGUUUAAGGCAAACAAGCUGAUCUUCUAUGGCAGCGGAACCUUUAACAUAGGCAUGGCGCGCAAGUGUCUGGCCUAUCUAAAGUAUUUGCGCAUGGAUGAGAGUGCAGCGAGGGAGCGCAUUUGGUUCUGUGACGCUCAUGGGCUGAUAGUCCACGGUCGCUGCGAUCACAAGGUGCCCACGGAACUGUUGGAAUUCAAGCACAGGCACGAGAAAGUCGGCAGUCUACUCGAAGCAAUUAAUUUGCUCAAGCCUAAUGUGCUGGUGGGCUGCAGCUCAGAGCCCAAUGUCUUUACCAAAGAUAUCAUCAAGGCAAUGGAGCAGAGCGCAGAGCAACCCAUCAUAUACGCCAUGUCCACCCCACUGGAGCUGGCGGAAUGCUGUGCCAAUGACGCCUUUGUGUACACCAAGGGCCGCUGCAUAUUUAUUUCGGCCGCACAGCUGCCGUCCUUGAAGUAUGCCAAUAAAGUGUAUCAGCCCGGCUACUGCAAUGUCCAGUAUAUGCUCGCCGGGCUCACGCUGGGCGUCAUGCUGUCGGGCAUGACGAGCGUGCCGGAUGAGACAUUCCUGGUGGCCGCUGAUCGGCUGGCCAACUUGGUGUGGCCCAACGACAUGGCCAAGCGCGAUGUUUUUCCGCCCAUGCGCAAACUGAAAUGCAUAAAUAAUCAAAUAACCUACGCAGUGUUCGCCUAUGCCUAUCGCCGCCGCUUGGCCACCCUCUGGCCGGAGCCAACCAAUCCCAAGCACUACAUUGAGAGUAUGUUGUACAAUCCCGAGUACGUUAAGGUCUGUCAGCCGAUAUACUGCAUUACGGAUCAGCAAAUUGGCACCACGGAAUCAAUUCAGUAUUACAAACAGAAGAUAUAGCGCACAACUUUCAUAUUAAUCAAUUUAAUUAUAAUUCAGAAUAAUUAUU
Drosophila novamexicana is the source of this 1935-nucleotide messenger RNA. Its product is annotated as NADP-dependent malic enzyme. Bases 54 to 1886 code for a protein of 610 amino acids. The record is from RefSeq and is a predicted model, not a curated record. NCBI's taxonomy places the organism in Eukaryota, Metazoa, Arthropoda, Insecta, Diptera, Drosophilidae. Gene Ontology annotation, molecular function: malate dehydrogenase (decarboxylating) (NADP+) activity; NAD binding; malate dehydrogenase (decarboxylating) (NAD+) activity. Gene Ontology annotation, cellular component: mitochondrion. The transcript has a single exon. Gene Ontology annotation, biological process: pyruvate metabolic process; malate metabolic process.